AUGAGCGUGUUCCCACUGCCUAACCCACCCCAUUAUCUUUACCCCUCUUUCUCGCCACCCAAACCAGAAAUGCUCUCAAGUCUCUCCGCCGCCUCCUCCUCCAACACCAGCCCCGCCACGGCCGCCGUUAUGGCUGCUGCAGCCGCAGCAGCCGCUGUCUCCACCAAACACACGUGGUCGGCAAUAGCAACCACCACCCACCUCACCGCCGUCUCUUCAUCACCCGCCACCGUCACCCCUUCCCUGCUGUUGCGCACCCCAGCGGGGGUGGUGGAAGCGGCUUCACUUGAUCGGCGCCUCCCACUGCCUAUCUUUCUCACAGCCAAUGGGAAGGCGGCGCUGCAGGGCGGAGAAGCCUGCGUGCUGGCGGGAGGCAAUGACCACUCUAGCUAG
Echinococcus granulosus is the source of this 393-nucleotide messenger RNA. RefSeq lists its product as hypothetical. The transcript has a single exon. NCBI's taxonomy places the organism in Eukaryota, Metazoa, Platyhelminthes, Cestoda, Cyclophyllidea, Taeniidae. Bases 1 to 393 code for a protein of 130 amino acids. The record is from RefSeq and is a predicted model, not a curated record.